AUGGCGGCGGCUGCGAAAGUGAUUCGCCCGAUAACGUUCGUGACGGGCAAUGCGAAGAAGCUGGAGGAGGUGAAGGCGAUCUUCGGGUCGUCCGUCGCCCUGCGAAGCCGGAAGAUCGAUUUACCGGAGCUGCAGGGCGAGCCGGAAGACAUCUCCAAGGAGAAGGCUAGACUCGCUGCUGCUAAGGUAGACGGCCCAGUGCUUGUGGAAGACACGUGUCUGUGCUUCAAUGCACUCAACGGCCUGCCAGGCCCAUACAUAAAGUGGUUUCUGGACAAGACCGGUCAUGAGGGCCUGAACAACCUCCUGGCAGCAUAUGAGGACAAGUCCGCCUAUGCUCUCUGCAUCUUCUCCCUCUGCCUGGGGCCCCAGCAUGAGCCCUUGAGUUUUGCUGGACGGACAGAGGGCAAGAUAGUCCCAGCAAGGGGCCCAAAAGAUUUCGGCUGGGAUCCUGUGUUUCAGCCUGAUGGCUUCGAUCAGACUUACGCAGAACUGCCCAAGGAAACCAAGAACCAAAUUUCACACCGAAGACGGGCACUCGACCUAGUGAAGAAGCACUUUCAAGAAGAGAAUUUUGUGUUUGAGGAUGUGGACGACGAGCAAUUGCAAAAAAAAGGCGCGGACUGA
Molecule: messenger RNA, 627 nt
Organism: Closterium sp. Yama58-4
Lineage: Eukaryota; Viridiplantae; Streptophyta; Zygnematophyceae; Desmidiales; Closteriaceae
Source: the annotation of a GenBank genome assembly